Molecule: messenger RNA, 612 nt
Organism: Pedinophyceae sp. YPF-701
Lineage: Eukaryota; Viridiplantae; Chlorophyta; Pedinophyceae
Source: the annotation of a GenBank genome assembly
AUGCUCCGUUCGGCGCUCAGCCGUACGGCGGUGGCGCUUCAGGGGGUUAGGCAGUACGCUCAGGAGGCCGCGAAGGGUGCGGCGUCGCAGGCAGAGAGCAUCGAGAAGUUCGUGGAGGAGUUCCGGAAGCACGCGCCCUCGUACCUCGACGCGCCAGCGUUCGCGAGCUCGCACAUCACGCCGCCUGCGGCCGAGGAGGCGGAGGGAACGCCCGAGGAGCUCACCCUCACUUUUGCCCUGCCCGACCGAACGGCGUUCAAGGGCAAGGCCAAGUCCGUCUCGAUCCCGGCGCAGAACGGUGACUUCACCGCGUGCCCCGGCCACGUCCCGGUGAUCGCCCAGAUGCGGCCCGGCGUCGUCAAGGUCGCGGACGGCCCCUCCUACUUUGUGGCGGGGGGCUACGCAUUCGUCCACCCCGACUCCACCGCGGACGUGUGCGCCGUCGAGGCCGUCUCCCUCGACGACCUCGACCCCGAGGCCGUCAACGCGGGCCUCGCGGAGGCCCAGGCGCAGCUCUCGGCCGCUGCUGGUAAGUCUGCGCUCGAGGAGUGCAUGGCGCGGAUCAAGCUCGACGCCUUCUCGGCGAUGCAGAGCGCGCUGCAGGCCAAGUGA